Messenger RNA from Marasmius oreades (fairy-ring Marasmius), 2470 nucleotides. RefSeq lists its product as uncharacterized. The coding region runs from base 300 to 1940 and encodes 546 amino acids. The record is from RefSeq and is a predicted model, not a curated record. Lineage: Eukaryota; Fungi; Basidiomycota; Agaricomycetes; Agaricales; Marasmiaceae. The transcript has 10 exons.
UACACGAUCGUUCUCCCGAAACCCUCAUUCCAAGUGCCACCCUCAAAACCAGACCCUGUAUAUUUUACAGCGACACACUUUUCGACUAAUGACUCAUAUUUUGAGGUUUCCAGGACACCUGACGCAAGAAGGAGUAAUUCGGUCAACACGAUGUCUUCGAUAUCUAUGAAAGCACUCACUGGGCGUACCGUGUGUAAAAGAGCACACACACCACGAUCCACCGCUACGAGAAGGACCAGAUCGGCGAGGAGGAACACGAUCAGUUGUUGUCCAUGUAGCUGCUCGUAUGAGAUAUCUGGAUGUGGAUCUGCGAAUCGUUCAUUGCCCUACCAACUUCCUGGUUUAGAAUUUAUGUCUGCUAUUGCAUCUUCGCUUCUUCUGGAAUCGCCCGCACACCGACCAAUCCAUUCUACGCCGAGAAAAACACCUCAUCUACGUCGAGCAUCUGCUCCAAGCGAAUCACCAACGCCUUUAACGCGCGAAAGAAAAACAGGAAAAGUGAAUCUUUGCUCUUAAUCUAUUCAUCGAACACGUUGAUCCUCGGUUUUCAGGAGUCAAAUCACCAAUCUUCCGGGUCGCCAUUUGUUGGUCAUAGAAAACCCGCGUCCUUUAAAGAGAAUAAUUCCAUUGGAUCGCAUGCCAAUAUACUUGGACGACAUCUCCCCAAGAAACCAAGUCUUGAUGACGAUGGCGAAGAUCAAUCAAGAAAGCUCAGACGCUCCAGUGGUCGGAUUGUAUCGGCAGGCGGAGGGGCUAGCCCUUCUUUCCUGGAAGCACUUAGACGGAGCUCCACGGGCUCGUCAACAUCUCUGGAUGACCCUCCGAAUGCCGAGACAGAACUCCCAUUCUCGGACGAUGUGCAAGAAACACUUUCUACGACAGUACCGGCAUCGCUUUUGGCAUUCACUCUCGAUUUAUCGCCCAUCAUGGAGGACUUGCACAUCUUCACUACCGAUGGCCUUGGACCUGUACUACCGAGUUUACCAAGUUUAGCUACUGUUGGGACAGAUUCAACGGGAUCCGGAUACAUGCACGGAACUGGGGCCAUUGCUGGUAUUCUUGGUGUGAGGGAAGAGGAGAAGGAAACGGCACGAGAGGAGGAGGUUUGCGAUAUCCCGAUCGGCGAAGACAGCGAACCAGAAACUCAUGUCUACCCGGGGGCUCAGCCGUCUCUCGAUACUGUCCGCAAGCCCUCUCUUGUUUUGCAACACGCGUCGGUUACUUUCUCAGACGGGGAUCAAAGUCUUGCUCAGCUUCCCGCGCUCACCUUGACCCAACCUACACCCGAACUCGGUUCAAAACCGGUCUUCGAAGCUAUGAAUCCUCUUUUACCUAGUAUUUCUGAGUGCGGACUUGGGAAUGCCAUGCAGGAGGAAAUACCAGCCGAACAUCGUCCUGUCCUAAAACCUACGUUGGCUGCUGAUCAAAGCGUCUCUUCACUGUCUCUUCCGUUGGCGCUGCAAGCGAACUCUGUUCCUAUCUCACCGAGCUCUUCUCAAUACUUGCAACUGCCCUCACCACUGGCAACUCGUGCUAUGUCUAUACCCACAUUCCCUCGGUGUACUUCCUGUGGCUUUGGUUUCGGAUCUGGAUUUGACGUGGCUAGUUCUUCCGAUAUGUUGAAUGUUUCACGAAUACCUUGUGGACGAUGCGAGGAGCAGUGGAGUAAAUGUGUACAAUGGUAUGCUGGAUAUGGGGAUGCAAAGCCCCACGAGCGUUUGAACAGAGGAAAUAAGCGUUUUUCUUGGUUACUUUCCCGAAAGAAGGAAGACGCAACUCCGUCAACUAAUAAAAAGAAACGACGUUCGCUCUUUAUUCUACCAGGAGUUGCGAAAAGGAUGUCCAUUGCUAUGCCCACCGUUACUACUCAAAUUAUCACAACAGACGAGGUCGGUGUCGAAGCAGAUGAUUUGAGGAGAAGGAAAGUUUAUCGAAAGUGACCACAUCUUGACAUACCUUGAUCUUAUCUAUUCUCCAUCUAGGGGUACAGUUAACACAUCGGAAGAACCUGCUGACAAGAAAAAGUCAAAAUGGAAGAAAAGAUUCUCAUCGUUACUUCACUACACUAAGAAGCGAGCUUCGGUUCACGCGGAACCACACCAACAUCAAACUACUAUCCAGCGCUACUCUACUAUCGGCGUUCAGACGGAAGACGACGCGAUCUGUGGGGAAUACCUUCACGAGCGAAGAGAUCGCCCCUUUAGCUCUGGUUAUCCCUCGCAACCACCUUUACAUCCAAGAGUUUCGGGAGAUUCGAGAUUUCGAGAAGAAAUACACGUUAUAGAUGAGGAUGAAGAAGCAUUCCAAGAUGCUAUGGAUGCCCUUCCUCCGUUGCGAUACCGAUACCUAUGAUGAUACCCCACUCUGUUGCGAUACCCUCUCAAGAGAUACCCUUCUUCAUUUCACAUCAUUCUUUUAGAGCCCACCUUCCUGUCCCUACGAUGUCCUUAACUUUCCUUCCUGUGCCACU